Molecule: messenger RNA, 1131 nt
Organism: Knipowitschia caucasica
Lineage: Eukaryota; Metazoa; Chordata; Actinopteri; Gobiiformes; Gobiidae
Source: the annotation of a GenBank genome assembly
AUGAGCGCAGAUAAGGAAUGUGGAAUACAACACUUGAACGUAAGAGGACGUGCCCCUGACGCCAUGAGCGCGGACCUGAACUUGACCUCCCUCUUAAACGUGACGGAGCUGCACAACCACAGCAGGGGAGGAUGUUCGCUCACCAAGACGGGCUUCCAGUUCUACUACCUGCCCACCGUUUACAUCAUGGUCUUCAUCACGGGGCUGGUGGGCAACAGCUUGGCCAUAUGGAUGUUUGUGUGCCAUAUGAGACCCUGGAGCAGCAUCUCAGUAUACAUGUUCAACCUAGCUCUGGCUGACUUCUGUUAUGUGCUCUCCUUACCUUUCCUCAUCUUCUACUACUUCAAUAAAACUGACUGGAUAUUCGGGGAUGUCCUUUGUAGACUGCAGCGCUUUAUAUUCCACGUGAAUCUAUACGGGAGCAUUCUUUUCCUCACCUGCAUCAGUGUGCACAGGUACACCGGCGUGGUCCAUCCGCUCAAGUCCUUAGGUCGGUUAAAGAAGAAAAACGCGGUCAUAACCAGCGCGUUAGUUUGGGUUGUAGUGAUUCUCGCCAUAUCCCCCAUUCUCUAUUACUCCAGAACUGGCUUGAAACGCAACGCCACCACCUGCUACGACACCACGACUGAAGACGAGCUUCCCGGCUAUUUCAUCUACAGCAUGACGUUGACUGUGUUCGGCUUCGUUAUUCCCUUUAUAAUAAUCUUCUGCUGCUACGGAAUGAUCGUCAAAGCCUUAAUCUGCAACGAUAUGAACAACGCGCCGCUCCGACAGAAAUCCAUCCACCUCGUCAUCAUCGUUCUGGCCGUGUUCGCCGUGUCUUAUUUGCCGUUCCAUGUGAUGAAGAAUCUCAACAUGAGGGCGCGGCUGUAUUUCCAGAGCCCGGACAUGUGCGAGUUCAAUAACCGCGUCUACGCCACGUACCAGGUGACGCGUGGGCUCGCCAGUCUCAACAGCUGCGUGGAUCCUGUCCUGUACUUCCUGGCGGGAGAUACGUUCAGGAGGAAAUUGUCUCGCGCCACGAAAAAGCCCUCGAGGAAAGGGGACCAUGUGCUGCAGUCCCGGAGCGAUGAUACGGCCCUGCACAGCUUGGCGGAGUACGUUGAGAAUAACGGAGAGCGCAAACUUUAG